Messenger RNA from Pelagomonas calceolata, 369 nucleotides. Lineage: Eukaryota; Pelagophyceae; Pelagomonadales; Pelagomonadaceae. The record is from the annotation of a GenBank genome assembly.
AUGGCGCUGCGCGCCUUGAUGCAGAAAUACGGCCCCGCGGCCGCCAUCUCGUACAGCUCCGUCACGCUGACGUUCUUCAGCACGAUCUACGCGACGCUGACCUUCGGCUACGACCCGUCGCCCUUUAUAUUAGAGAUCGUGAGCCACGCGGCGAUGGCGGGCCUCGACCUGAAGCCCUGGAUGACGGACAUCGGCGCCCUCGACGCCGCGGGCGCGCCGACGGACAAGCUUCGCCACGGCUCGACCUUCGUGACGACGAUGCUCGUCACGAAGCUCUUCGUGCCCGUGAAGCUGCCGCUCGCUGCCGCUUUGACGCCGGCCGUGUCGCGGGCGCUGCGGCGCUACGGCGUCCUUGGGAAGGCGCGAUGA